UCCCCGCGGCGCCGGCGGAGGGCGGUAGCGGGGCGCCGCCUCUCGUUCGCCGCCGCCGCGGCGGGCUGGCUCCUCCCCGCCCGCUUCCGUAGCGAGCGGCGGCGGCAUGUGGAGGCCGGGGGCGGCUGGCGCAGUGAGCGCGGCGCGGCGGGCGGCGGCGGCGUGGCGGCGGAGCGGAGGCCCCGGGGACGCCCCGCUGGCCGGGGCAGCCGUCGGCGGGCGCGGCCGGACGUUUCAACAGCAGUUACGAUAUGCUUCAGAGAUGAAGAGCAAGACUGUUCAGUUCGCAAAUUUAAGAAAUACAGGAACUCUGAAUGACACAAGCUCUUUAGAUGAGACCACUUACGAAAAACUGGCUGAAGAAACACUGGACUCCUUGGCGGAUUUCUUUGAGGACCUAACAGAUAAGCCUUUUACCCCGGAAGACUAUGAUGUCUCUUUAGGGAGUGGAGUUCUAACAGUUAAAUUAGGUGGAGACAUGGGAACGUAUGUAAUCAAUAAGCAAACACCAAACCGGCAGAUUUGGCUGUCCUCACCCACUAGUGGGCCUAAGCGCUACGACUGGACUGGACGGAACUGGGUAUAUUCUCAUGACAGAGUGUCCCUUCAUGAACUACUAUCAAAAGAGUUUUCAAUGGCGUUGAAAACCAAAUUGGAUUUGUCCUGCUUAAUAUAUUCCGGGAAAGAAGAUACUUGAUAAUAUUCUACCUCAUGGAAGUUUAAAGACUUUAACUGCAAACCAAGCCCUUCCUUCGUUUCUGAAGUACCUGAGCUUAAUUCUGUUGUUAUUCAUGUUAUGCAACAAAAAUGAAAAUAAUAAUAUUUUUCUCUAGCGCUGUCUUUGGGUUUCUGUGUCACAGCUUGAAUCUGUGUCCAUGUAGUACAGGUGGUUGUGGUUGCUCUUCCUGUUAACUGCAUUUCUUAUGUAUGGACUGACCCACCUAGUGACUUCUGACGAGUGCACAAAGCUAAACUUCUUUUGGUGAGACAUUCACCCAAAACAAAAAAUGCCUGUGAAUUGCAUUGACAUAAGUUGUGGCACUGUGAAUGUAUUGCGUUAAAAUUUGUGGCUGCAAGUGCAUAAUGCAUCACAGUCAAAUUGAAUGUCGUAAAAUGAAAUGACUGUGGCAGGCAGAAACUUUUCAUUGUGUGUAAUGCAUGUCUUAUGAGUUUCCCUCAGUAUUGCAGAACUCGCUCUUUUCUCCAAAUUUUAAAUUCUCCUUUCUUUCAUUAGGAGGGGGGUUUUUUUGAGCUAAACCUUAAAUUACUUUAAAUUUAAAAGAUCUGUGUGGCUGUAAGCGUCAUAUGGAACUGGACAGGCUGUUACACGAUGUUUAAGUUGCAUAGCAAUAUCUCUGCAAAUACUUCAUUCUAAUACUCUGGAUUUCUCUUUCUGUUCUCUUUUGCUCUUCAAAGAGUAAAAAUACAUACUGACUUUUUCUUUUGUUGAGCAAAAUUAAGAUCCUCUCACAGCAGCAAAAAUUUGCACUGAUUUUGUUCUGCAGCGUUUCUUAAGGAAGUAGGCCUAGAUUAUUUUUUCCCACCACAGUACAGCCAGGCUCCCCUUGGUACCGUUGCUGAUGCAGAAACUUUUGCCUUUUUCCUUCUUAGAGUCAAGUAUGGUACUUAGGCUGAUGAAGCUGUGUUUUUUGGGCUGUUGAAAAAUUGCAGCGGAGUAAAUUAUAUACUCUGGAUUUUAAACAAAAAAGCUUUAAAAGAAAUCAUGAACUGCAAGAAGAACACUUCAACACUUGCACUGUUGUUAUUAUUACCACUUAUGGUUUUUAAUUGCCUAUAAAAUGGAAAUGCAAAGUUGUUGACUAAUUCUUGAGGGAACAGUUAUGCCACACUUAUAAAUUGUUUAUCAAUGUAUGAAAAGAUGUUCAGUGCAAACCAUUCCUGUGACACUUGUAGUUAGUUUGGCAUGGUUCUCUGGCUAGCUAGGAUUAUUACAGAUUUGAUUAAUUUUGUCAUUGAAAAACAAUAGCUAUAUAGUAUUGUUGCCCAGUAUUUGCAUUUAAAAUAUAAGCAUUGUUACCUGAUAUUUCCCACCAUUCAGAAUAGAGAGUAAAAUUUCACUGGAAAUGGCUAUUGGCUAAUUGUGCAUGCAGUUUGCAUGUUUCUCAAUCAAAAUAAAAAAUAAGACAUCUGAAGUUUCAGCUCUGGAUGAAGUAAAUACAAUGAAUACUAAUUCUCAUGAGUACAAGAGUAAAAGAUUUUUUAUUUUUUAAACAAAGCUAAGAAAAUAACAUCUAGCUGUUUUGAAUUUAGAAUACUGAAAAUAAUUUACAGCGUACAGAAAAUGAUAGUAUUUAGUGCAGUCUCCUAGUAGUUCAAAUGGCUAUUUAAACACAUUUAUAUAUAUGUUAAUGACAUGAUACUUGGAUCAAGGAUACUUCCUCCUGGUUCUUCCUUUGCCUGAUAAUGGAUAGCUUGUGUAAUUAUUUUUCUGAUUUUACUUUUCCAGAAAUUACUUUCUUAAGUAAUCUGCAGACAAUAUAUUCACUAACAUGCAUCUGAUUCAUAUUCACAUUUCGUGCAAAUGUUUAUACCAAAAUAAAAUUGCAUGUAGAAUGCUUAAUUCAUUUUGUAAAAGUGUGAUUUCAGGCUAUGAUGAUAAAGCUAAAACCCACAGGCAUGUA
Falco peregrinus (peregrine falcon) is the source of this 2642-nucleotide messenger RNA. It is a transcript of the gene FXN, whose product is annotated as frataxin. The record is from RefSeq and is a predicted model, not a curated record. Bases 107 to 697 code for a protein of 196 amino acids. Gene Ontology annotation, cellular component: mitochondrion. Lineage: Eukaryota; Metazoa; Chordata; Aves; Falconiformes; Falconidae. The transcript has 5 exons. Gene Ontology annotation, molecular function: ferric iron binding; ferrous iron binding; ferroxidase activity. Gene Ontology annotation, biological process: intracellular iron ion homeostasis; iron incorporation into metallo-sulfur cluster.